Medioppia subpectinata is the source of this 1470-nucleotide messenger RNA. NCBI's taxonomy places the organism in Eukaryota, Metazoa, Arthropoda, Arachnida, Sarcoptiformes, Oppiidae. The record is from the annotation of a GenBank genome assembly.
AUGAAUUACAAGGUUAAUGAGAACCUGGGUCAGACAGAUUGUACCACGGACAACAUUACUCAUACCAAAUGCGGUCAUGUGCUUAGUGAAUACAACAGCUUGACCAACAAUGAACCUGAUCAGUUUGUCACUCCACACAAUCAAAUAUCUUUAAAUCAAUUGGAAACCGAAAAUAAUGUUAAUACAAGUUCAGAAGCACGGGAGCUGACCGCCCAAUACGAGACCAUUACCACCUCGCUCAAAACUCAAUAUAAUCAAAAAAUGAACGAGCUGUUCGCUGACCAUGGCAAAUUCUACGAACACGAUCACCUGGACACAUUGAACAACACUAUACUCUAUUCGUUAGUCAAUGACUUAACUGAGACAGACGUGGGCUCGGAUGCCGUGCCCAUUGAACCCUACAAACAGGCGUUGUACACAUACGUGAGGGACAAGUAUCGGGGCUAUAGUGAGAUCAACCGUUUGCUGUGGAUCACAACCAUAUUGAAUAAUUUGGACAAACAAUACGAGCACGAGUUGAACGCCUGGAUAGAGUCCGUGGCAACCGAUGCCGACGACGAGCCCCGAUAUGUGGACGAGAGUCGACUCAUUCGCACCCGUAUUGUGUCGGAAAAUAGCCUCAUUUAUGGCGAGCGGCUGGACCUCCAGGCGCUGAACGCCCGGUUUGACGCCACACACGAUCGCUUACGCCGGGCAUUAGCCGACUCGGAGUACGGCCGGUACCGGGCUAUCGAUACUAUUGUCGAGCGGGCCAUACAGUUGUAUAAGCGAGAGAUGGACAGGGAUUCCGAAUACUGGCCGGGCAUACGGCCCGACCGGUUGGACGAGAUUAAUGAUGAGCUAAUGAUGGAGGCGGUGACCCGGUUCAGUAUCGACCAUAGUCAUAUGUCUUUGGACACAUACACCGGCUUGGUUCGCAAUAAAUUACAGCUGGCCUACGAUACUGUAAUGAGCGCACCCACCGGUCCGGCUGUUGACCUUCAUGUGAAAAGCGUAAACAUAUAUAUGGUGGAAAGAUCAAUCGAGUUAACCACGAAGAAAUAUCGGGAAAUAUUUGACCGGAUAUUGAAACUAAAAUAUUACACGCCCUCCGAUUUGAAGUGCAUUCACUCCAUAUUAAAGUUUGAAUGCAUUGCAACUCUAAAUUACACGGAAAGAACUUUUGGCUUAAACUGUAAUAUUGGGGCAGAUAUUGUCGAUAAUUGGUUAUGCCGUCUCCCACAUGUUGAGUCGGCUGAGGGCGACGGCAUUGGCAUCGAUGAAACACCCGUUGCGAUCGAUGAAGAGGCCGUCCGUGAGUUUCGCCAAUUGGUGGCCGAUAUCGGGCGCCGACUCACAGACUGUCAGACAAUUGCAACCAAAAAGCGUAUACUUUAUGCAAAACUCAAGAAUUGCGACGAAAUUGUGGCCACAGAUGGACAACGAGUAGAGGAACAGCGGAUUGAGUUGUUUAAAAUGAUCGACACGUUU